CGUGCUUCCUUAUCUGUGUCUCUUUCUCCCAUCCUAUCUCUCUCUCUUCAAUUCUAAACCAUGUCUCGUUUUGUCAGUAUUUAAUUUUCUCUCCUUCUCCUAAUUGUUCAGAAACGUUUUCAUAGCCCGAUCUGUUUUCUUAGUAUGCGGGAAUGCGAAAGUAUUUAUAUUUACAAUGCUGUUUUUUUAUAUUUUUAACGCUCGCUGAAAAGUGGUUCGCGCUGCGUUCUGACGCAGCCACCGUGUGUAUACUUGCCGAGUUCUCAUGGACUCCGGAUUUGCAUAAGGUCUUUUCAAGAUGUACGAUUUUCGAAGAGACAAUAGGAUUCGCUUCAGAUGCUUCAGUUCGCAUAAGCGGAGCAUCGCACGACUACUCUAGAACCGCGCCGUAGAGCACAGCAUAUCGGAUUCAAUGGACAUACUCACCUGCGGAAGACCAGAAACCAUGGCGAAGAAUCUGGUCGAGGAGAUCGACACCGAGUUUCUCACCUGCAAGAUCUGUUUCGAGCCGUUCAACGACCCGAAGUCGCUCAACUGCCUGCACACGUUCUGCACGAAAUGUCUCGAGGGCCACCUGGACGGUAUUCGCACGUUUAAGUACGGCAACUUUACAGAGUUCAGCUGCCCGGUAUGUCGUAAGCCGACGACGCUACCGAGCGGAGGCAUACGCCGCCUGCCGGACAACUUCCUCGUCGCCAAUCUGACGGAGAUGAUCAAGCGACAGCGCGUCUCGCAGCUUCCGCACUGCGAGAUCUGCAAGAUGCUGCAAAAGAAGGUCACCGACGCGCAGUCGAAGUGCGUCGACUGCAACAAGAUGCUGUGCAGCGAAUGCGUCGACAAGCACCGGCGCACUGCAGUCACCAAGAGCCACUCGGUCUACGACAUCGAGUCGGAGAAGGAGAUCGAGUGCAAGACGCACAGCGACGAGACGGUGCGCUUCUUCUGCGAACAGUGCGAGACGUGCGUGUGCGUGCUGUGCACCUUCCAGGAGCACGCCGAUCACGAGGUGAUCUCCUUCAAGGAGGGCGUCGCCAAGCACAGGAGCGGCAUCGCCGACAUGGUCACCAACUGCAAGUCGAAGGUCGGCCGGCUGCGCGACGGCCUCGAGGUGGUGCGCACCUGCGAGAAACUGAUCUCGGACGUCGAGCGCGAGAUCUGCGACGUCGCACAGCAGUUCGUGUCGACGAUCAGGGCGCAGGAGCGCACACUCAUCGCCAAGCUGCACGAGAUGUUCGGCGAGGACACGAUGCGCUUCGUCAACGCGAAGACGGAGAUGCGCGACAUGCUCGACAACCUGCAGAGCACCGUCAACCUCGCCGAUAUCGUCGUCAAGGGCAAGGAGAUCGAGUUCCUGCUGCUGAAGAAGCAGCUCAACGAGAAGCUGACGAGUCUGUGCGAGACGGAGGUGCUCGACGUGCCGACGCAGACGAAGAAGCAGCCGAUGUUCGUGCAGGGCUCCGUCUCGCUCGGCUUCCUCGAGGACACGAGCCGACGCGUCGUGCGCUUCCUGCUUCCCGAGGACGAGCCGAAGAAGUACGAGGACGAUGAGGACGAGGAGGUGAGCACGGGCGGCAGCGAGUCGUCGGACAACUCGGCCGAGCGCGAGGUGUGGCAGAUUGACGCCGAGACGGAGACGCCGCCGACGGCGACGUGCGACCAGUCGACGCAGAUCAGCAACGAGGACUCGUGUCUCGAUAAGGAAGUCAACUGCAACCUGCAGCCGAAGGAUCCGACCAGACGGAGGCGUUGCGAUGCAGAGACGCAGACGGACGUGAUCGUGUUCGGGGAGAAGCGCGACCUGAACGAGCGCGACAUCCGACUGCACCAGAAGGAGGUGCAGACGGAUCUGUCGCUCUGUCAGAGGAGAAGGCGGUCGGAGCAGCCGACUACUCCUCCCGGGACACCUCAGCAAAAGCAGGCGCCGCAGCAGGCCGUGGUGCAUUCGUGAAUCGCCACCGAGUAGGAUUAGCCAACGUCGUAGCGAUCGCGGAUUAGCUGCCAGUAGAGCUCCUGGAUGAGUUUUGGCGGGAUUAUAUUAUACGAAGAUCAAAGUUUCGAUCUCGUGACAUUGCGUCCGGCAUGCUUCAAAAAUAGAGAGCGCCUACUGCCGAGUAACGCAACUGACGGCAGCUCAACCAAGACCCGGGGUAAUGGACAGCCUAUAUGUAAUCUAACGAAUAUGAUGUGUGAGAUUUUAUACUUUCAGAGAGAGACAUCAGCAAAGGAGAAAAUAUCAUAAAAUGAAGGGCGUGUCGCACGCUGACAGCAAACACCGUCAGUGACCUCGAGAAAGAUUCCGAGAUAGUUAUCUUUCUAGUUCAUUUUCACUUUUCACCACGAACUCUGAUUCUCGCUCAGAUUUCGGGCAGAGAGUGUGAGAGACGACCAUCUGUCACUAACAAGCGCUUAAAGCAAUAUCUGCGUCCUCCUUGAUGGACCCGCUCUGUCAACAGUCGAAAGGAAUCCUGAUUUAGGUUCGUAUCUUUUACUAAGCGCGGAUGCUUAGCCGCUCACUCCGCAAUGCAACUUAUCGUUCAUCUCUUACGUUAGUGUAAAGCGAGCUAUAAAAUCCGCGGAUAUUAAUUUUACCUAGGUGAUAACCCUCACGUAAAAAAUUUCUUGGGCUGGUCAUGCAAUAAACCUCAAAACCUGUUGUUAUAGUAGGGAAAGGCAUAUCAUUAUUCAUUUAAUCAACGAGCGUCCAAUAUCUAAGUCAUCUUGUUGGCAUAAGCUCUGUACGCAUUACCAUGUGAGCGUGUCGACAACUACUUGUAUAACAAAUGAUUAUGCAUUCCCCAUGAUCUACUUGAUUUUACGAGGUUGUUAUAGAGUUUUGUUUGUGUGAUAUAUGUUAUAUAUUCAAUUAUAUUGGGCAUUCCCAUAUACAUUGACCGACAUCGUAUUAAAGCACACCAGAUGUUAGUUUUUUUUUAUAGGCAGCUAUAAAUUUAUUGGCGAUACUGUUUAAGUAUAUCUUAAGCAUGUAGUUUAAGAUAUAACUGGCUUGGUCGCAUGUUCACCUAGAAAUCACAAUCAUGUGGUUAAGCAAUGUGACAUUUUUCAUAAAGGUAAUUGCGUAUGGAUCAAUGUUUCAUCACGUUGCACAGCGACUAAAGCGAAGAACCGCCACCUUCAUACAAUCGCUGCGUAUUAUUAAUAUUUGCUAACACCUUGCUAUAACGCCUUGCUAUGAUGUACAUACAUAAUAGAGAGGACCACUUGACAUUCAUGGCCUUGGCCGCUAACUGCCCUUUUCACUCUGACUUUUUCUUAACGUUCACGGUUUUUACAGUUUGAUUUUUUCGAAAAUUGUUUGUUAAAAGACGACCGAUAUAUUCGAUGCAAAGGUUUGUUAUACCGCGCAUGGGCGGUGACACGAUUGCGCUUCCUGCUUAUAUAUAUAUAAUAUUCUCUCAAUAUAUACCCCAGCAGAUAUACAAAUCGAUGUGACUUUUGUAAACAUGUCUAGGUGUUGUUUGGAGAGAUACUAACACGGAUUACUAAUAAAAACGCUUGUUUUAGCAGAAUGUUUUGCGCUGAAAAUAAGCUAUGCAUUGUAAUUCGACUCAGGUAGGCUUACUACUGUGACGUCAAGUCGCGGAAAUGACCGUCACACAUCUUCAAAUUAACUAACGUUCGGCGAUGGUUAUUUUGCUACAUUAUAUCGUCUUACCGCCAGAGUUUUCCAUGUGCAUAUUUUUGUGCGUUGCUCUAUAGCAAGUCGUCUUUUGCAUCGGUGCGAGUUCGCAAUUUCGCUAGCCCAUUCUACCGCUCGUAGCUUGUCUCACGCGCUCGUUGCAUGGUUUCUAACAUGUUUUGACACAUAGCUGCUGUAUUCUUGGAAUAAUAUUCCGCAACGGAAGCUUCACCACGGCCAGCAUGAAUACGGGUCUAGUAAUAGCAUUACAAAUCUGCCAAUACCAUCAUGUCACUUCUGCGGCGCUGCUCCGCUGGUAACUGAUGUUGUUUCUGUAUUCGAAAAAGUAGGGCUAAUCCAAGCGUAAUUCACGAAGCUGUACCGUGUUACAUUCUGCUUCUUGCUAUCCUCGUAUUUCCAGCGGAAAGACGGUAAUAGCGCGGGUUUCCCUGCCCUGUACUGCGAGCAGUCGCAGGCAGCGGCGAACGUACUCCCCCCUCAUGCAUGCUCUACAUUUAAACGCAACAUGUGCAUGUUAGCAUAUCGGUUAGAUUAUGCCGCGGCUACGCGUAAACAGUUUAUCAGCACUACUGCACUGCUUCGUUCUCUGGUAUGUCUUUGCUUUCGUAGAAAGAUAUCCUUGAUGCAUCUACGACCAUAUCGAUCGUCGUGGACGUAGAUUUGCCCCCAUAGGACAUAAUAUAAUAUUUCGUUUAUUUUGCAAUGGCUGCUAAUGGACGCAAGUAAUGGAACAAAAUAUACGUGGAUAUAAGAUGUGCGUAAUAAGAGAUCCAUAAUUUGAUAAAAUCAAGAGAAGAUAAUACUUAUAACGCGCAUAUAUAUAUAUAUAUAUUACCUGUGUUAGAGAGUCUUAUCUUCUUCUGAUCAAAUUGCGGCAGUUGGCGCAUACUCUGCAUUCACAUGUAAUUCGUAAUCAUCUUACCGGAUUAAUCCGUAGAUUAAUACCGGAUUAAUCCGUAAAUUAUAUUAUGCCACAUUGGGCCAAAUACAAAGGACCUAUGGCGAUUGAUUAAACAAUUUAUGACCGUAGUGAUCAUACCUGACCUUGUGUCUAUGAUCACUACGGUCACACACGGCAAGUCAUUGUUCACAGCCAAUAAACCAGAAAGAUAUGAAUUAAGGUGUGUCGGCUCUAAGACAAGUAAUCUGGCACGUCUCUAUCACGUGAGACCAACGUAAUGGUUUUCGCCACGGAAGGUCAAAGCUCCCGGUAUGGAUUUCUUUGUGUGGUAUUUUCAGUUCAAGCGAUAUAUUUUGUCUAUUUCGCUUGCUCCUGCAAUCGAGGCGAGUGACCCCUUUGUAUCUAACCCGUACACACAUGUUUUUAUAAAUGCCUCUAUUCCUGUAUUCGUAAAGCGCGUGUUUGUUUAACGUGAAUACUAGUAAUAGAAGCACGCGGCUUAGCAUGCUUAUAUCCAACGUAUAAGGCCUACUGCAGAAGUAGAGAACUAUAAGUAUUGCGGAGAGAUCUUACACAGUAUAUCACGAUCGAGGCCUUUUAGAGGCGCAUUACCGCAAAUGUUAAGAUUAAAAAUCUCGUAGGACUUAUUAAAGUGUUUGUAAAAUAUAAAAUAAAAUGGAAUAAAUCUUGUGUUGAA
Molecule: messenger RNA, 5256 nt
Organism: Priapulus caudatus
Lineage: Eukaryota; Metazoa; Priapulida; Priapulimorpha; Priapulimorphida; Priapulidae
Product: E3 ubiquitin-protein ligase TRIM56-like
Exons: 2
Coding region: 413-1948 (511 amino acids)
Biological process (GO): positive regulation of DNA-templated transcription
Cellular component (GO): chromatin; nucleoplasm
Molecular function (GO): ubiquitin-protein transferase activity; zinc ion binding
Source: RefSeq, a predicted model, not a curated record